Molecule: messenger RNA, 1473 nt
Organism: Trichoderma harzianum CBS 226.95
Lineage: Eukaryota; Fungi; Ascomycota; Sordariomycetes; Hypocreales; Hypocreaceae
Exons: 2
Coding region: 1-1473 (490 amino acids)
Biological process (GO): late endosome to vacuole transport; cellular response to nitrogen starvation; autophagy
Cellular component (GO): phagophore assembly site; phosphatidylinositol 3-kinase complex, class III, type I; phosphatidylinositol 3-kinase complex, class III, type II
Source: RefSeq, a predicted model, not a curated record
AUGCAUUGCCAAAAGUGCCGCCAGCCGUUGAAGCUGGACAGCUCUCUCGACGACCUCAACCCAGCCGCAUAUGAUCUUCUUGUUUCAGCCACAUCGUCUUCACAAACAGCGACCAAAGCCUCAACCCCGCGACCAUCAGUACUCCAAGCUCAAGAACAAUCACGAAAGUCACUCUACGAUAAAGUAUCGCAGAAUGCUACCGCGCCGACCUUCAAGCGAUACCGGGGCGGCCAGCCCCGCGACGCUACAAUGUCCUUCAUCUAUCUCACCGAGUCACAAGUUGGGCAUCCUCUAUCACCUCAGCAGCAGCAGAAAGAACGAGCAAUAAUCCCCCCGCGCCGACGAGGAUCUAGCACAAAUGGAGCCCCAGAAGACGAGCCCCAGGCAAAUAAAGGAGAUGACUUGGACAAGAUAAACCGGCUAUUCGAAAUAUUGUCCGCCAGGUCCGACAUCGAUCACCCAGUCUGUGUGGACUGUACCGAACUACUAGUGGAAGGCCUCCAAAAGAAACUCGAUUCCGCAUCCAAGGAAAGAGACGCAUAUGUUCAAUACCUGAAAGAUGUCCAAAGUAAUCGACCGAGUGAAGAGGACGUCAAGGCUUGGAAAGAAGCUCUGAAGAAGGCAGAGAAAGACAAGGCCGCUGCAAUGGAGGAGCUGAAAAGGCUGGAAGCUGAGAAGGAUACCUUGGAUGAGGAGAUAUGGGCAUUAGAGGAGGAGUCUCGACAACUGGACAAAGAAGAGGAGAACUUUUGGAGGGAAAGGAACGCCUUUGCCACCAAAAUGGCAGACUUCCAGGCUGAGCGCGACAGCAUAAAUGCGAAGUAUAACAAUGACUCGCAGCUGCUUGAGAAGCUACAACGAUCCAAUGUCUACAACGACACCUUCUGCAUCAGCCACGACGGGAGCUUUGCUACCAUCAACGGCUUGCGCCUAGGCAGGCUCUCCAAUAAACCUGUGGAUUGGCCAGAAGUCAAUGCCGCUUGGGGCCAUGCGCUGCUCCUGCUGGUGACAGUUGCUGAUAAGCUUGGGUAUAGAUUCCAAGGGUACGAACCGGUGCCGUUGGGGAGUACCUCCAAAAUCAUCCGAUACGAGCUGCCAAACCCAGCAUCCAGUAGAUUAGGAGGCCGGGCGAUGCAUGCGCCCCCAAAGAAACAGGUCCUAGAGUUGUACAGCUCAGGAGACAUGCCGCUUGGGCUCACGUUUAUGCACCGCAAAUUCGAUACUGCCAUGGUUGGUUUCCUCGAGCUAGUUCGGCAACUGGGUGUCUUUGUUCAACAGCAAACAGAGUCAACCGGCGUCCCAUUGACUCUUCCGUACAAGAUCGAAGGAGACAAGAUUGGGGAUACCAGUAUCAAGCUCGGCAUUGCGCAGGAUGAUGGAUGGACAAAAGCAUGCAAACUCACGCUUACAUGCUGCAAGUUUCUGCUGGCCCACGCUAGCAAUGUGACUUCAAAUGCGAGAAACGGCACUUAG